This is a messenger RNA of Helianthus annuus (common sunflower), 1444 nucleotides long. RefSeq names its product mitochondrial dicarboxylate/tricarboxylate transporter DTC. Gene Ontology annotation, molecular function: oxoglutarate:malate antiporter activity. The coding region runs from base 54 to 1151 and encodes 365 amino acids. Lineage: Eukaryota; Viridiplantae; Streptophyta; Magnoliopsida; Asterales; Asteraceae. The record is from RefSeq and is a predicted model, not a curated record. The transcript is spliced from 6 exons.
UGGUGGCAACAAAAUAUCGAUUUCAUUUUCAAAGAUAAAGAGCAUAUCAAUUCAUGACCAAAGAAAAACAAACCGAAUCCAAUGUCACUUCCGUAAUUUCAUCAACAACCAAGGGUACAUACAUACAAAAGCGUACAUUAAUAUUGACAUCCAGAAUAAACACACACACACUUUCUUCUUCUUCUUCUUCACAUAGCCGCUGCCCUGAAUCUGAAACCCUUACCCUCCUCUGUUUCACAAAUUCAUUCGAAAUGGGAGAGGAGAAACCGAAGCCUAUCGGCGGCGUGUGGCCCACCGUCAAGCCGUUUGUUAACGGCGGAGCUUCCGGUAUGCUUGCCACGUGUGUCAUUCAACCAAUUGAUAUGAUAAAGGUGAGAAUUCAACUGGGUCAAGGAUCUGCUGUAUCGGUGACAAAGGAGAUGCUUAAAAAUGAGGGUGUUGGUGCUUUUUACAAGGGCUUGUCUGCUGGGCUGCUAAGGCAAGCCACAUACACGACUGCCAGACUUGGUACAUUCAGGAUUCUGACAAACAAGGCACUUGAAGCGAAUGAUGGAAAGCCUCUUCCUCUAUACCAAAAAGCGUUGUGUGGGCUGACAGCUGGCGCAAUCGGAGCAUGUGUCGGGAGUCCAGCUGAUCUGGCACUGAUCCGUAUGCAGGCAGAUGCCACCCUACCUGCAGCCCAGAGGCGUAAUUACACAAAUGCAUUCCAUGCUUUGUAUAGGAUUACUGCUGAUGAAGGAGUGUUGGCUCUUUGGAAAGGUGCAGGUCCCACUGUCGUAAGAGCAAUGGCUUUGAACAUGGGAAUGCUUGCUUCUUAUGAUCAAAGCGUUGAGUUUUUUAAGGAUAAUUUGGGUGCUGGCGAAGGUGCUACAAUUCUCGGUGCCAGUACGGUAUCAGGGUUCUUUGCUGCAGCCUGCAGUUUGCCUUUUGAUUAUGUGAAAACGCAGAUUCAGAAAAUGCAGCCCGAUGCGGAGGGGAAAUACCCAUACACUGGAUCAAUGGAUUGCGCUUUGAAAACCCUCAAAUCUGGAGGACCGUUUAAGUUCUAUACUGGAUUCCCUGUUUACUGUGUUAGGAUUGCCCCUCAUGUCAUGAUGACAUGGAUCUUCCUGAAUCAAAUUCAAAAACUAGAAAAGAAGGCUGGAUUAUAAUAAUAUUUUCGGGCUGGAAGCAGAGAAGCCAGAUGAACUCUAUCAGAAAUAACACUGUUGUACUUGUUGCAAGUUUUGCUCACUUAGCAUCUCCAAGUAUACUUAUUAAUUCUGAAAAUUCUAUUUUCAUAUGACUAUACUAUUUUAUUGUUCAGACCUUUUAGGCUAGGAUUAAUUUCACUGAUAUUGCUGUUUUUUCUUCCAUACAUCCAGAGUCUAGCUCUCGGAGCCUAGGUUCAGACUGUUAUAUUAGCAAAUAAAUUAUAAAUCUAUGCUCUUUAGAUCGCUCAUAA